Acanthosepion pharaonis is the source of this 636-nucleotide messenger RNA. Lineage: Eukaryota; Metazoa; Mollusca; Cephalopoda; Sepiida; Sepiidae. The record is from the annotation of a GenBank genome assembly.
AUGAUCUAUCUAUCUGGUUUUAUCUAUCUAAUUAUAUUAGUCUUUCCAAUCUAUCUAUCUAUCUAUCUAUCUAUCUAUCUAUCUAUCUAUCUAUCUCAUUUGGUCAUUUCUAUCUAUCUAUCUAUCUAUCUAUCUAUCUAUCUAUCUAUCGUUUUAUCUUUCGCUCUUUCCCAUUUGUUCAUUUCUAUCUAUCUAUCUAUCUAUCUAUCUAUCUAUCUAUCUAUCUAUCUAUCUAUCUUUUUAUCUUUCGCUCUUUCACAUUUGUCUAUCUAUCUAUCUAUCUAUCUAUCUAUCUAUCUAUCUAUCUAUCUAUCUAUCUAUCUAUCUAUCAAUUUUGACCUCAGUAUCUAUCUAUUUAUCUAUCUAUCUAUCUAUCUUAAGCUGUUCACCUGCUCACAUCAGUCUGUCAAUAUCUAUUUAACUAUCACAAGCUGUUCUCAGUCUGUCCAUAUCUAUCUAUCUAUCUAUCUAUCUAUCUAUCUAAAGCUGUUCACCUAUUCACCUCAGUCUGUCAAUAUGUAUUUAACUAUCACAAGCUGUUCUCAAUCUAUCUAUCUAUCUAUCUAUCUAUCUAUCUAUCUAUCUAUCUAUCAGCUACUGUUCAUAAACACAAAAGAUCUAACUGAAUUUUUUUAA